Molecule: messenger RNA, 1380 nt
Organism: Cordyceps militaris CM01
Lineage: Eukaryota; Fungi; Ascomycota; Sordariomycetes; Hypocreales; Cordycipitaceae
Exons: 2
Coding region: 1-1380 (459 amino acids)
Source: RefSeq, a predicted model, not a curated record
AUGGACGACACUGCAGCCCCAAAGCCGGGAAAUAAAAGCGCAGCCGCCGCCACCGCCGAUGCGCCGUCCACGGCCAGCGCAAACGCCUUGACAGGUGACGACGACGACCCGGAUGCGCCACGCAGCAACCACAGCAGCCCGCGGCACAAGACCACCUCCCCGACCGACAUGGACCUGUGGACACAGCUGGAGCUGGAAAAGUCGAAAUACCCCGGCGCGAGUACCUGGGCCCCCGACGAGGAGCGGCUGUUUGAGCUGCUCUUCUUCCGGCAGGCCCUGCCGAUCCUGCCCUCGCACUGGGAGCUCGACCUGAGCGCCGUGCCCAUUGCUGAGGUCAACUUUGCCGGCAUCGACGAUCCCGAGAAGCGACCCAUCGUGUACGCUCACUCCAAGGACUUUCUAGCCACUACAGCCCUUGUGCGCCUCAUUGAGCUCACCGCCGCCGUCCGUACCACCAGCGAGUCGGGCCUGCACCACCGCGUGCCGGGCAUGAUCAAGGACGGCCUGGACCGGUUCCUCGCGUGGGCGGCCGAGGACGGCGGCUACCACCACCGGCGCGUGGUGCCCAACAUCAUCACCGAGGUCGUCGACACCCGGAUGCCGGAGCACGCUAUCACCGAGCUCCUGCAGGGUCGCAUGCGUGCCCUGGCGCGCCUGCAGCGCGAGUUUCUCCGCGAGGACCGCGACUCCGACUUUUGGCGCAGCGGCGGCAUCACCACCACCACCACUACCGCCGCCGCCGACGCUGCCAACGCGGCGACCGCCGUCGGCGCAGACAGGAAACACUUGCUGCUGCAGAGAUACCUGUCGCCGAGACGAAAUAGGCAUCCCAGCAGGUACCAUCCGGGAAGCGCCGCCGCGAACCAGCGCCGCCGCGGCGCCCACCCCGUGGCGGAGGACGAGCUCGCGCGAGCACCGCACCCGCAGCAGAUGGCCGGUCACGACACCGCAGCGCCUAAGCGACGCCGCAUGCUGGCCAGCACCAGCCCGACCGACCUUGACGAGCUCGCCCAACCCGGCGACCCCGCCACGAUGAUGUCGCCCUCCCCGCCGAGCGAGCGGCUUCUCUUCUCCUCGCCGUCGCCGGCGGGGCCCUACGGCCGCAGCCCGGCCGCAGUCAAGUACCGGCGGCAGCCGCCCGUGGUGUACGGCUUUUUUAUCCUCAACAGCUCCGUCUUCAUCCUCACGGUGGACGCGUCGCUAGGUGAUCACGCGUACGUCAGCUUCCACGUCGAGGCCGACUUCAUGGAGCACCGCCAGAGCGUCUGGAACGCACUGACGCUGGCCAUGGUGGCGUGCCUCGCGCGCGACGAGAUGCGUGAGCGCGCCGACGACUUUGAGGAGCAGCCGGAAGAGGAGGACAGCGAUCCCGAUCUGUAA